This is a messenger RNA of Protopolystoma xenopodis, 411 nucleotides long. Lineage: Eukaryota; Metazoa; Platyhelminthes; Monogenea; Polystomatidea; Polystomatidae. The record is from the annotation of a GenBank genome assembly.
AUGGUGAGAGAGGGAUCUUUUGCGGCCGGUUUGCGGCCAGUUGUGCCCUGGCAUUUCAUACCGCCUUUUCUCUUUCUCUCUCUCUCUGCAUCUGCAUCGCUCUGUCUGUUUCUAACCUUGAGCCUGUCAGUAAAGCCCGUCUACAAAGUGAAUACACCGGAACUUGACUCUUCAUGGCAAGGCCAUCGUACAAGUGGGUCCGGCGGUCCUUUAGAGUGGAUACAUAAUUGUCCAGAGAUCCUCUCCACCCCCUUUUCUCCCCUCUUUACCCAUCGACCGCUUCCUCCUCUUACUCUUGCUCCUCUUGCCCCUCUUUUAUUUCCUCAUUACCGCAACACUAUGUCCACAACACGUUUCGAAAGCUCUAUGAGGGCUGGAAGUAAGCGUACUACCAACUUCUCAGGCCAAUAA